UCACCCCCCCCCCCCAGCCGGUCACGUGUCCCUCCAGCAGCGCGCAUCAGAGGGCUCCGGGCACCCGCAGAGACCAUGGCACCAAAGAAAGCUGAAGACAAACCCAUGCCCAUCAUUGGGCGCUUUGGGACGUCGCUAAAGAUCGGAAUCGUCGGCUUGCCGAACGUCGGCAAAUCGACGUUCUUCAACGUGCUGACGAAGAGCCAAGCGUCGGCCGAGAACUUCCCGUUCUGCACCAUCGACCCAAACGAGAGCCGCGUGCCGAUUCCCGACCCGAGAUACGACUUCCUGUGCCAGUACCACAAGCCGCUCAGUAAGGUGCCGGCGUUCCUGAACGUGGUGGACAUCGCGGGGCUGGUGAAGGGUGCCCAUGCCGGCCAGGGCCUCGGCAACGCCUUCCUGUCCCACAUCAGUGCCUGCGACAGCAUCUUCCACAUGACACGGGCGUUUGACGACGACGACAUUGUGCACGUGGAGGGCUCGGUGGACCCCGUGCGUGACAUCGAGAUCAUCCACGACGAGCUGCGGCUCAAGGACGAGGAGCUCAUCGCGCCCAUCCUCGACAAGCUGGAGAAGAUGGCCGUGCGGGGCAACGACAAGAAGCUGAAGCCCGAAUACGACAUCAUGUGCAAGAUAAAGAGCUGGGUGGUGGAUGAAAAGAAGCACAUCCGAUUCCACCCCGAUUGGAAUGAUAAGGAGAUCGAGGUUCUGAACAAGCACCUGCUCCUCACCUCCAAGCCCAUGGUCUACCUGGUGAACCUGUCCGAGAAAGACUACAUCCGCAAGAAGAACAAGUGGUUGAUCAAAAUCAAGGAGUGGGUGGACAAGAACGACCCCGGUGCCGUGCUCAUCCCCUUCAGCGGCGCGCUUGAGCUCAAACUCCAGGAGAUGACGGACGAGGAGAAGGAGAAGUACCUGACCGAGGUCAAGACCACCAGCGCUCUGACAAAGAUCAUCAAGACGGGAUACGCGGCCCUGCAGCUCGAGUACUUCUUCACGGCGGGACCCGACGAGGUCAGGGCGUGGACCAUACGGAAGGGAACCAAGGCUCCUCAAGCGGCCGGAAAAAUCCACACGGACUUUGAGAAGGGAUUCAUCAUGGCCGAAGUCAUGAAGUAUGACGACUUCAAAGAGGAAGGCUCAGAAAAUGCUGUCAAGGGGGCUGGCAAGUACAGGCAGCAGGGACGCAACUACGUCGUCGAGGAUGGAGACAUCAUCUUCUUCAAGUUCAACACGCCGUCGCAGCCUAAGAAGAAGUAACGCGAAGCGGUUCCGCGUGCAGGCCCCGGCGCUCGUGCUCACGAAAGCCCCUGCUUGAUCGCUCCAGCUCGCCCGUGCUCACAUCCGGCCCUCCGUGACACUAACUUCAUGGAUUUCAAACUUCACGGACUCAAAAUGUGCACGCAAAGCAUUUUUAUCGACGCUCGGCAGCGUUUUUAAAGGAAAUUGCGUGUAACGAGUGUACGCGGUUUUUUUUGUUUGCGUCGUUUACAUCGUUGCCAAAUUAGUGGCCGAUAUGCUAGUCACAGGUUUUAUUUUGUGAGGGUAUAUAAUUGGUGGCAACUUGUCGGCUUGGCUUAAAGGGACACUUUCCUGUGUUUCUCAGUCCGGCAUUGGUACAGCCGUGAUAAAUAAUGAGCGUUUAAUUACUAAACCUGACAGUCUACAAAGCAUUUCUUAACAAAUCUAACAUAGUCACACUGGCCAUCCUCUCAAUUGGCUGCAGUUACCACUGCUGUUAUGGGAUUUUAUUUGUCUCGCAAAAGGGGACAUCCAAAUGCUAUCUCUCUGGGUACACCGAGCAGCGCACAGUGGCUGUAACAAUUCGUUGAGCAGCUGAAAUGACCCGAGAGGCUCGGAGAUUGGGCAUCCUUGCAUGUGUUGUGGAGAUUUGGGGUGUUUGACGAGGCUUGCUGCGAAUGUGGGUCAAGAUCCGAUCGAGGGGAGCCUCGACUUAAAAGAUCAGCCCAUCUUUUACGCUGGUAUAUUCACGUGAGCUUCAUGCACCUACAUUUCACUCGCAUUUAACAAAAAUGAGACUUUAUUCAUCAUACCUGCCCCAGAAAGUAAUGGCAUAAAUAUUGUGUGACAUGUCAAAAAAUGAUGUCAGAAAACGUUUGAAAUAUACCUUGAGAACUGCAAUAAAAAGACGAUGCUUUCAGAGAAUCUGCAGACUGGAAUGGUGCCAACAGGCCAAGCAGCGUACAUACAAUUUGACGAUAAUGCUGUCAAGCUGUGCAUUCUUGGAGCCCCUCAUCUUGAGGGGGCUCAUCGAGACAGGGAUGACCGCGUCUGGAAAUAAAACAGCGAUGGAAGUG
Messenger RNA from Lethenteron reissneri (Far Eastern brook lamprey), 2318 nucleotides. It is a transcript of the gene OLA1, whose product is annotated as Obg like ATPase 1. Gene Ontology annotation, molecular function: ATP binding; GTP binding; ATP hydrolysis activity. Gene Ontology annotation, cellular component: cytoplasm. The record is from RefSeq and is a predicted model, not a curated record. NCBI's taxonomy places the organism in Eukaryota, Metazoa, Chordata, Hyperoartia, Petromyzontiformes, Petromyzontidae.